AUGUUAAUAUUCAUUUUGUUAUCAUUAGCUUAGGCUCAAAUUUAAGAUGAAAAAUAACUGACAAAUGCUGCUUGUGUUAUCUUUUCUAGAUAUUAUUUGCAAUCCAAUUAAGCUUUGGCUGGAAAAGUUAUAGGAGAGAUGAUUUAAUAGUAAGGAUUAUCAUAAGAAGAAGCUGUAAUGUCAGCUGUUGCUUCUUUAGUUGAAUAAUGUUUAGAGAGCAUCUCUACAUAAGAGACAAUGGAGGUAAGAGUUAUUUUAUUCAAUAGAUUAUUCAAUAAUUACAAACAUAAAAAAUAAAUUUAGAAGCUCAUAAACAUUUAGUUGAAAAAGCGGAUUUAAGCAAGUUUGGAUCAAAAAAGAAGAGCUCUAAAAAAAAUGAAAUUAUGAAGAUCAUAAAAUCAAUUGAUGAUAUGAUUAACUAAUAAAAAAAAGACUUUGAAGGUGGUGAUGAUGGAAAUGAUUAAUCAGAUUCAGGAAGAAAGAGAUAGCGUAAUAAAAAUAAAUCAUAAGAAAUAUCUGAUUUAUCAAUUUUUGAAUUAAAAGAAUGGCUUGUUCUCUCUUCAUUUGGUUUAGUAGGUGUUUUACUUUCAUAUAUAAGUAAAUUAUGUUUUAUAAUAUUUUUAGUUUGUUGUGUUCCUGAAAGAAAUAAAAAAGAAAAGAAAGAAAAAAAGAAAGUUAAAGCAAAAGAAUUUGAUGCAGAUAAAUCAUCACCUAAAAGAUAGGGAGAAAAAAAUUCAUCUGAAGAUGAAUCCUCUCCAAAAGAAGGUGUAGAUAAUAAAGACAAAGAGAAAGUAGAGUGAAUGUAUAUUUAUAUUAAGUAAAAC
This is a messenger RNA of Paramecium sonneborni, 824 nucleotides long. The record is from the annotation of a GenBank genome assembly. Lineage: Eukaryota; Ciliophora; Oligohymenophorea; Peniculida; Parameciidae.